UUUGUCUCGUUUAGUAGCUUACUCGUUUUGUUGUAUUGAAUUGUGAAUAAAGCAGUCAGAACUCUGGUUAGUUGUAUUUAAAUCAUUUGUUUAUAGUAGAAAUAAUGUCAGUGGUUCCUCCGAAUCGCUCAUCUACUGGCUGGCCGCGUGGAGUAAAUCAGUUUGGUAAUAAAUACAUCACUUCCCCCGCCAAACCGCUCACACUGGAGAGAACCAUUAACCUAUAUCCCUUAACUAAUUACACAUUCGGCACAAAAGAGCCUCUCUAUGAAAAAGACAGCUCGGUGGCCGCCAGGUUCCAGCGCAUGCGGGAAGAGUUUGAGAAGAUCGGAAUGAGGCGAACGGUGGAGGGAGUGCUCAUCGUACAUGAACACAGACUGCCCCAUGUCCUACUGCUGCAACUGGGAACUACAUUCUUUAAGCUCCCUGGAGGAGAGUUAAACCCAGCAGAGGAUGAGGUAGAGGGCUUAAAGCGACUGAUGACUGAGAUUUUGGGACGUCAAGAUGGAGUGAAGCAGGAAUGGGUUAUUGAUGACUGCAUUGGAAACUGGUGGAGACCAAAUUUUGAACCACCACAGUACCCCUACAUUCCAGCCCACACCACUAAGCCCAAGGAACAUAAGAAGCUUUUCUUGGUCCAACUACAGGAGAAAGCAUUGUUUGCUGUACCGAAGAACUACAAGCUGGUAGCAGCCCCCUUGUUUGAGCUUUAUGACAAUGCUCCUGGGUAUGGACCUAUUAUAUCCAGCCUCCCUCAACUACUGAGCAGGUGGGAUAUUAUAAAGGUUUAACUUCAUCUACAACUGAUGAGCACACAGACUGCAAGGCUGUCUCUGUGAGUGCAGUCAAAACACGUCAUAGAUGAGUGGAUUAGAGAAGGUGGUCACCACCCUGUAAACAGAAGGAAAUGACCCCCUUCCCCUAAGCCUCGUUUUGAAAUAGAAUUGUUUUGGGUUUUUUGUCCAUCUACAUUGUGUCUUCACAACUGCAUUGUAAUUUUAGUCUUAAAUAGCUGAAAUAGCUAGACUUUGACUUUUAUGUUCAUUAAGGAGUGUAUGCAGUGACUUUGGUAAAUAUCCUGUUUUUGUUUUUUGUUUUUCUUUUAAAUUUUUAAUGUUUGCCAUUCAUUUUUAUAAUAAACUGCAAU
Molecule: messenger RNA, 1147 nt
Organism: Trichomycterus rosablanca
Lineage: Eukaryota; Metazoa; Chordata; Actinopteri; Siluriformes; Trichomycteridae
Gene: nudt21
Product: nudix hydrolase 21
Exons: 7
Coding region: 105-791 (228 amino acids)
Cellular component (GO): mRNA cleavage factor complex
Molecular function (GO): mRNA 3'-UTR AU-rich region binding
Source: RefSeq, a predicted model, not a curated record